AUGAAGCUGUCAAACCAGUCCGAGGUACCGGUGUAUACCAUCUCGGGCUCCAACACAGCCCGACCUUUACCCGAAUGGCUGGCACGACGCCGCAAGCGCAGCUUGAAGGAUGACCCGGAGUAUGCGAAUCGCAUCGAGUUGCUGCAGGACUUUGAGUUCGAGGAGGCCAGUCAGUGCGUCAAGGUCAGCGAGGAUGGUGAAUGGGUUAUGAGUACAGGCACAUACAAACCUCAGAUUCAUGUUCACCAAUUGUCGCAACUGUCCCUGUCAUGGGCACGACACACCGUAGCUCUCAACACGAAAUUCCUGCUCCUCUCGUCCGACUACUCAAAAUCCCUCCACCUUCAAGGCGACCGCUCUCUUGAAUUCCACACCCCGCAAGGAUGUCAUUACACCACCCGGCUUCCACGAUACGGACGUGACCUUGUCUAUGACCGUCAGUCAACUGAGGCGUUGAUUCCCUCUGUCGGUGUCAACGAGAACGGUCUGGGUGAGGUCUUUCGGCUGAAUAUGGAACUUGGGCGAUACAUGCGAUCUUUCGAAAUCGAAGUCGGAGGCGAUGACUUUACAUCUGCUGGAGGCGGUGCCUUGCAAGGCGGUAUUAACACCGGUUCAGUUAACACAGGUGCUAUCGCGGAGGAGAGUCACAACCUUCUUGCAUUUGGUACAUCGAUAGGAACAGUGGAGCUUUGGGAUCCCAGAGCCAAGGGCCGAGCGGGCAUUCUCCUGCCACCCGCCCAGUCUGUCGGCGACGUGACGCGGUCUGAAAUCACCGCACUGGAGUUCCACCGUAACGGUUUGACGCUGGGAACCGGCUCGUCUAACGGCUUGAUUCACCUCUACGAUCUCCGAUCGCCAGUCCCUCUGCUAAAGAAGGACCAAGGAUAUGGCUUCCCUAUUCACACCCUCAAGUUCCUUCAAGCGUCAACCGAGACACGAGAGGCGACCAUGGAUCCUAAGAUUAUGUCGGCCGAUAAGAGGAUUAUCAAGAUCUGGGAUCCCCGUGAUGGUACCCCUUGGACUUCUGUGGAGCCCGCUGUGGACAUCAACGACGUGGCCUGGUGUAAGGACAGCGGAAUGCUCCUGACUGCCAACGAAGGCCGCCAGCAGCACUCCUUCUUCAUUCCCCAGCUCGGACCCGCACCCAAGUGGUGCUCGUUCUUGGACAACCUGGUCGAAGAGAUGGCCGAGGACCCGAACGACCCCAACGCAUUCACCAGCGCCCAGGCUGGCUCUAUUUACGACAACUACAAGUUCUUGACCGUGCCCCAACUGCGCACGCUCAACUUGGAGCACCUCAUUGGUCGCACCAACCUCCUGCGACCAUACAUGCACGGUUACUUCGUUGCUCAACGUUUGUAUGAGGAGGCGAGAUUGAUCACGAACCCGUACAUCUGGGAAGAAGAGCGCGCCAAGCGUGUCAAGGAGAAGAUCGACAAGGAGCGUGAGAGCCGUAUCCGUGGCAAGAAGAAGGCCGCCGUCAAGGUCAACAAGAAGCUGGCCGAGAGACUGCUCAACGCAGAGGAGAAGCAAGAGCGCCGCAGGGCCAAGCAAGUCCUGGAGCGUGGCGGUGACGCCGACAUGGUCGAUGCACCUGCCGUGGAGAUCGAAAAGACCGAGAAGAAGGGUGUUCUGGGCGACAACCGUUUCAACAAGCUGUUCGAGGAUGAAGACUUCGCCGUUGACGAGAACUCCUUCGAGUUCAAGCUGAUCAACCCCAGCACCAUCCCCGACGCUCCACCAAAGAAGGAACGCGGCUUGACUGCCGUCGAGCAAGAAGCCAUCGAUGACGUCCCCGGCUCUAGCGACGACGACUCAGCCUCCGACAGCGAAGCUGAAAAGCCCGUUAGAGAAAAGGCCUCUACCAAGAUCUCCUCCGCAGACUACAAGCGCACCAAGCGACCCCCACCACGCAUGCAAAUUUCCUCCUCCACACGCACAAACUCCACCCGAGACCGAUCAUUCGGCUCACGCGCGCAGAACAUGAAGACGAAGCAAAGACCCACACGCACGAACGGCGUCGUCGGUGAACGCGAGGUUAGUUUCAUGCCCGCUUCGAAGUCGAGGAAGCAAAAGCCCGAGGUUCAAUAUGAUAAGACCGAGUUCCGGGCCAAGGAACGUCGUAGUGCUUCGGGCAACACGUUCCGCAAGAUGUGA
Messenger RNA from Penicillium subrubescens, 2157 nucleotides. RefSeq names its product WD repeat NOL10/ENP2 family protein. Gene Ontology annotation, biological process: maturation of SSU-rRNA from tricistronic rRNA transcript (SSU-rRNA, 5.8S rRNA, LSU-rRNA). Gene Ontology annotation, cellular component: small-subunit processome; 90S preribosome; nucleolus. Gene Ontology annotation, molecular function: protein binding. The transcript is spliced from 2 exons. The coding region runs from base 1 to 2157 and encodes 718 amino acids. NCBI's taxonomy places the organism in Eukaryota, Fungi, Ascomycota, Eurotiomycetes, Eurotiales, Aspergillaceae. The record is from RefSeq and is a predicted model, not a curated record.